Boleophthalmus pectinirostris (great blue-spotted mudskipper) is the source of this 1750-nucleotide messenger RNA. Its product is annotated as LIM homeobox transcription factor 1-alpha-like. Gene Ontology annotation, cellular component: nucleus. Gene Ontology annotation, molecular function: DNA-binding transcription factor activity, RNA polymerase II-specific; RNA polymerase II transcription regulatory region sequence-specific DNA binding. Gene Ontology annotation, biological process: neuron differentiation; regulation of transcription by RNA polymerase II. The record is from RefSeq and is a predicted model, not a curated record. Lineage: Eukaryota; Metazoa; Chordata; Actinopteri; Gobiiformes; Gobiidae. The transcript has 4 exons. The coding region runs from base 1 to 603 and encodes 200 amino acids.
AUGAACACCAACUACGGUACUUUACUUAUUGGGUUGCUUAUAGACAGUGAUCUUAAUGUUGUGCCUGCUUGGUUUUUCUACUGUGUGUCCCUGCAGGUGAGAGAGACACUAGCCGCUGAGACGGGACUGACGGUGCGUGUGGUUCAAGUGUGGUUUCAAAAUCAAAGAGCCAAGAUGAAGAAAAUAGCCCGCAGACAGCAGCAACAACAGCAGCAGCAGCAGGAGCAGGAGCAGCUGGGAGGAAGCCGGAGAGGGCCGAGCCGAGGGGGGCGUCAGAGCAACGACGACAGCGAGGACGGCUCUAGUACCCAUGGAAUGGAUGGUAUCCUGGGAUAUCCUUCUUUGCCACGUCAGCAGCUACUUGCCCUGGACAUCUACGGAGGGGAGUCCUUUCGGCACGGUCUUACACCCCCUCAGCUGGGCAGCGAGCAACUUCAUCCCUAUGACUCUGAGACGGUAUUCCAUGACCUCGACAGUGACGGGAGCCUCGGUCACCUCGGAGACUGCCUCCUAGCGGCAGGAGAUGGUGGGCUCCUGCCGGGCCGUGUGGGAAACCCCAUUGACCGUCUGUACUCCAUGCAGAACUCCUACUUCACCUCCUGACCCUUAUAAACUCACUGCCCUCAAACUAAGUCCACUUUCCACCUCAGAGAUGCAGCUAUAGGGAGUCGGAGCAUUUGGACACUGCUGCGGAAACAACAUAACAACAACAUUUUUAUGCUUUUAAACAGAAAUAUCCAAUAAUUUGUCAUGAUACCCAUGCAUAAGACUCUUGCAUUCUUCAGCUGUCUUUCCUAUAGAUCAUAUGCUGGAAAUAUAAACAUGUAAAGACCUCAGUUUGGUUAUAAUAUUGUGCCGUGGGGAAAUGAGACAAUAGACCCAUCGUAGAUUGCUAUUACAAAGUAAUAACUCUUCAUUACUAACAAAAAGACUCACUGAAUGGGUAAAAUAUUGGAAACAGGUGUGCUACUAUAGUGAUGGACUGCAGGUUAUUCAGGACUGUAUGGACUAGUGUACAGUUUUGCUCUCAGGUUUGUGUGUAUGUUUAUGUUGCCUGAGCUCAUACUCAGGAUAUUGUGCUGGCCUGCCCACUGACUACAAGUACUGCAUUAAUGACAAUUAAAAUACCCAUCGCAAGAUACUUCUCUAGCUUUUAAUGUGUGGCAUUUAGAAAAGUAUGUGCCAAAAAUAUGAAAAAAUCUUCAGACAGGGUCAUUUAAAAUGCCUUAUGUGGAAACAGGGUUGUUACUUUCCCUUUCUCAUUUAAUGUAGUCUUAAAGACACAUCGAACCAAUGGAUCUUAAAUCCCCAAAACAUAGGACACUAGGCGCACUACGAUGUGCACAAAAUGUAAAUGUGAGUAUCACUGUGUUAUAAUUAUUUGUUGUAGUUAACUUCUUUAACAUCUCAAUAAGAUGUUGUUAGCUAAAUAUUUUGUACCUACUGUAAUAAUCAACUAUUUAAUCUGUAGCAUGAUAUUUAUGUGUCACCGCGUAGGUCUUAAAAACUGCACCUUUGUUGGACCACGUUCAGCGGACAAUGUGGUGCUGAGUAAUAUAGGAAUAGCAAGAUAAUGUCUCAUUUAGGCAUCAGUGAGUGGCUACAGCUUGUGACAUUUUCACUGAUGUUAUGUUUAACUUUGAUCUAUAUUUUUACAGUGACUUUACGUGAAUGUGAUUUGUGUAAUACUAAGGUCUAAGUUUCCUCUAAGUUUGUUCAGUAACUGACAGUGAUGUUCUUUGAAUGUAAU